AUGGAGGUGUUACAUGUAACUGGGCAACCUUAUAAUGACACGACUAUACAAGAAUACCAAUUUCACGCCUAUUCACCAUAUUAUAUUCCCGGAAAAUUGAACUAUAACGAUGAAAUACGAAUUCCCAUUCAAGAUCUAGACGCGUACACGUUACCUUCAACAUCAUAUCUCGACAUAGAGGGGAAGCUACUCACACAUGAUGAUAAGGAGCCAACAAAACUAAAAUUUAUAAAUAACGCUAUUUCCUUUUUAUUUCGCGAGCUUCGGUAUGAAUUAAAUGGAGUUAUUAUAGAUUCUGUUCGAGAGGUUGGACUGGUAUCAACGAUUAAAAACUAUCUAAGUCUCAACGAAAACGAAAGUAUUCUAUUCCAAAAUGCUGGAUGGUUUCCAAAAUCAGAAAAUGAAAAAAUAAUAGUGGACGCUCAUGGUAACUUUAACGUUUGCAUACCAUUACGAUUAUUAUCAGGUUUUUUUGAAGACUUCAGACGAAUUAUAAUGAAUUGUAAGCAGGAGCUCAUUUUAAUACGAUCAAACGAUGAUGUCGAUGCAAUUGUGAGUAUUGACGAAACCGAACGCCCCAAAGUCGAAAUUACAAAAUUACAGUGGAAUGUAGCCCAUGUUAGCCCAAGCAUGCGUGAACAACUACGAUUAAAUAGUAUAGCUCAUAAAAAUAUUGAGCUACCAAUUAAAUUUCGUUCGUGGCAAAUGAUUGAAUACCCAUCAUUAAAUAAUGCGACACGGCAUACGUGGGCGGUAAAAACCAGUACUAACAUUGAAACACCGAGACAUAUCAUUAUCGCAUUUCAGAAAGGGAGAAAAUCAAAGAUUACUAAAGAUAUGAGCAAAUUUGAUCAUAACGACCUUAAAAAUAUAAAGGUAUUUUUGAAUUCUGAACGAUUUCCUUAUAAUGAUUUACAAAUAGAUUUUGACACUAACAAAUUCGCUCAAAUUUAUGAGAUGUUUGGAAGUUUUCAGACAAGUUAUUAUAAUUUAAACUUAAACCAACCGAUAUUUAACCCGCAAGAUUUUAAAACUAAGACACCACUAAUACAUAUAGAUUGCUCUAGACAGAAAGAAGUGAUCCAAAAUGGGUCCGUCGUUCUCCGUAUCGAAUUUGAAACAAAUACACCUUCAACAACUGAUGUAUCUGCUUAUUGUUUAAUUUUACAUGAGAAGGAAUUUACAUACAAUCCACUAACAAAAAUAGUAAAGCAGUAUUAA
This is a messenger RNA of Diabrotica virgifera virgifera (western corn rootworm), 1221 nucleotides long. RefSeq lists its product as uncharacterized. The coding region runs from base 1 to 1221 and encodes 406 amino acids. NCBI's taxonomy places the organism in Eukaryota, Metazoa, Arthropoda, Insecta, Coleoptera, Chrysomelidae. The record is from RefSeq and is a predicted model, not a curated record. The transcript has a single exon.